AUGUCUCAAAGGCUUGCUCAUUACAGAGAGAUCUCUGAGAAUUAUCAAUUCUAUGCUGAACAAGAUGAUUCAAGUUUCAAGGACUUGGUUAGUUUGCCUGGUAGAGUUUUCUUGGGGCAGGUUCCUGAAUGGACUCCCGAUGUUAGGUAUUUCGAGAACGAGGAGUAUCCUAGAUUCCAACAUGCUCAAGACUGUGAUGUAUGUGGGACUUUGGCUAUUCAUGUGUUUGAACAAGGUAGCAAGACUUGCUUAUGUGUUAUUGAGGUUGUGAUGACCACUCAAAUGGUUAAACUAAGCCCUGAGCUUGACAACAUCUGCAGAGCACUUCAGGUUCUGCCCCUCUAUCUUUGUAAUCGGGGACCUGAAUUCUCCUACCAAGCUGCAUUACCUGAAAUAAGAAACCUCUUGAGAUGUGCCUUUGAGACACAUAAACUACCAUUAGCUCAAACAAGGAUGUCUUCUCUUAAGCAAAGCAAAACCGGUUUCCGUCACAACGAUCAUAACUACAUCCAUUGCGUUUCCGCCAUAGAUGAUGCUUGCUAUGUAGGUGAUCCUACAGUCCGUGAGUUCCACGAAGUUUGCUCUGAGCACCAUCUCUUGAAAGGUCAAGGAGUUGUUGGAGAAGCGUUUUUGACCAAUGGUCCUUGCUUUUCAUCUGAUGUCUCUAGCUACAAGAAAUCUGAGUACCCUCUCUCUCACCACGCAACUAUGUUUGGCUUACAUGGCACAGUCGCUAUACGCUUACGCUGCAUCCACACAGGCUCAGCUGACUUUGUCUUGGAGUUCUUUUUGCCGAAAGAUUGCAUGGAUAUAGAGGAACAAAGGAAAAGGUUGAAUGCACUUUCGACUAUAAUGGCUCAUGUGCCUAGAAGCUUAAGGACAAUCACGGAUAAAGAGCUGGAAGAAAAGGGAGAUUCAAUGGUGAGCGAGGUUGUGGAAAGAGAAGAGACACUACCGAAGAUAGAGAGUACAUAUGAAGUACAUGAGAGUAUUAACAAUCCUCAAUUAGUGGUUGAUGGAGGAACAUCAGAGCCAGGCUUUGACUAUGGUAAAGGAGUGAGUGUGAAUGAGAACGACACUUUUUAA
Molecule: messenger RNA, 1086 nt
Organism: Eruca vesicaria subsp. sativa (arugula)
Lineage: Eukaryota; Viridiplantae; Streptophyta; Magnoliopsida; Brassicales; Brassicaceae
Source: the annotation of a GenBank genome assembly